AUGUGAAUGCAUUUCAUUUGAAAGGCUAUAGACAAAAGCAGUAGUGAGUAAUGUAUACAUUUGUGCAAGUACUGAAUUGAAACCCACAGUUUUUAUGCAAAUCCUAAAUUAAGUGUGUACUCACCAGACACUUACAUAUAAGUCAAAUAAUAGUGACAUUAUCUGCUAAUAUACACAGAUGUCAUGCUCAGUGUUGCAUGUUGUAUUUAUAUUUUGUAUAGAUACAUCUUGCAGCACUAGAGUGGUUUAGAUGUAUGGUGGGGUUAUAAUCAGAUAAUGUUUCAAGUGGUUACCAUAUUAAUCUACACAUGACAAAUUAUUUGUUUGCUGUGAAUUAGUAAGAACAUGAUAUACAAUAACAAAAAGUGGUUUCCCUAAAAUGUAUUUGCAUCACAGCUAAUUCUCAUUCCACAUUACAUUUGUUUAUUCUGAAAAUGGACCUCCACAGAACACCAUAUGUUAAAUUGCUGCGGUAUCUUAACAUGUGUGGGAGAGCAAUUCUUUGUGGUUAGUCUUAAAUCUUAUCACUUGUACUUAACAUCCUUGUCACUCUCUUUUUCUCUCACUGUCUCUUUCUUAUACACCCAAACACACACACGCACACUUUUUUUUUUUUGCAUUUACCACUUAUCUCUCAGGAAACGUCAGGAAAGAGAGCAUCUUGACAGGUUCCUGUGUAACCAAGUCGUCUCUGGUUGUGCUUGCUGUGUCAUACACAGGGGAUAUUAUGCAACAAAAUAAAUAACUGCAUUCUAAUUUAAAAAAAAACACGAUCAUUAGUGUUCAUAACUUCUUGAAUUCAAGCCUUUUCAUUUUAAAAUAUGUUGCAAUACCCUGCAUGCACGGAGGUAGUGACACAGUUGGCAACAAUUAUUGGUUAUAAAGAUCAGUUGCCCAUCACUCUGAAAGUCAGAAAUAUAGGCUAUUAAAAUAUGUGUUUGGUUGUGAUUGGUGAUUCUAUGACAUUAAAACAGUUAUUUAGAGGAUACAUUUUUGCUACUUUUGAGUUUUGGGUUGCGGAAAUGUGUGCAUUUUUUAAAAAUAUAGUUUUUGAGCCCAAUUUCUUAACAGACAGAGUCAAAUGGCACCCAAUAACACAUAAGCAACUGAAAGGAUAAACAUUAGAAAGUGAGAAAAAAACAUGUCUCUGCUAAAUGUAAAAGCGUUGUGGUGUCAUGCAGAAGUGAAUUCUGCGAAAUUUAAAUAAGCGAGUACUGUACAUAGUUGUCAGCGCGUAAUAGCAUGAAACACAGAUAUGUGAGAAGGAAAUUAAAUCCCAUUUGAUAAAGACAUAAAGUCAAGUUUAAGUGCUGCAGGGUGCUGGGUUUCUUCUCUAUUCAUAUUGCAGUACAACACUGAUGCAACUUCCCUAUGAUAUGCCUGUCAGCUACCAUUAGUCAACUGUCCUCAAAAAAGACCCAAAAAAAUCUCCUUUUGGUAGCCAUGAUACAGUGAAAGAUAGACGUACAGUUUCACUCGACUGGCUCCAAUCGAUCACAGUAAAAGAGAGGAGGGAUGGUACACUAGUCUUUUGAUUAUCUACAGAGUUUGUUGACCUCUACUCAAGUUAGUGAUGUGAGAAAACACUAGGUGGUGACGCAUGAGGAAUAAAUAAAUGUUUCACAGAAUGAGGAACUAAUGCUGUCUGCUCAUGACGGCACAAACAAUACCAAUAGGUACUGUCAGUCUACUGUGAAGAAAUGUCACACUCCUGGUUAGCGGGGAGCAACAGAAGCUUCUGGUAACGUUACAGUUAAUUCAGAUGCUACAAGGAAGUGCUCACCAGCUGAAAAUAGGCUGUGCAAACGCAUCUGACAAAGAGUAACAAUUAGCCUUCAGCUGUGAGACGAGGAUUAAUCCUGACUGAAUCAUGUCAGAAAUUAUACUGGAAGAAAUCUUCAUUAAACGAUCUCAGCAGAAGAAGAAGACCUCUCCUUUGAACUACAAGGAGAGAUGGUUUGUUCUCACCCCGGAAAAAAUAUCCUACUAUGAUUUUGAUCCUGACAAAGGGAAGCGAAAAGGUUUGAGAGGAUCAGUUGACCUAGAGAAGAUCAAGUGUGUAGAGACGGUCCAGCCUGAGCCCAAUGCCCCGCAAGAGCGCACAUUUGCAUUCCAGAUCGUUUAUGAUGAGGGGCCGCUGUACAUCUUUGCAAAGACAGACGAUGUCCGUGCUCAGUGGAUAAAGAAGCUGAAAGAAAUGGUGCGCUUCAACAAGGAUCUCAUGCAGAAGUACCAUCCUUGCUCCUGGAUGGAUGGGGUGUGGCUGUGCUGCCAACAGGAAGUUAAACAAGCCAUGGGUUGCAAGGUGCUGGAUAGUAAGAACGGCUUUACGUCUAAACCAUCUCGGCGAAGGGGAUCUAGGAAACCUCUUCCUCCUACCCCAACAGAGGAGAAGCCUAGUCGGCCUUUACCUCCACAGCCUCCUGAGCAACCUACCCGCUCUGUAGGCAUGACUGUCAUAGCAGAGUAUAAUUACACACCCUUGACACCCCACGACCUGGAGCUGAGGAAGGAUGAAGAGUACACCAUCCUGGAGAUGUCUGAUGCAAACUGGUGGAGAGCCAAAGACAAAUAUGGAAAAGAGGGAUACAUACCUAGUAAUUAUGUUGUGGAAGCAGAAAAUGGGCUAGAAAGAUUUGACUGGUAUUGCAAGAAUAUGAACCGUAGCCAGGCAGAAAAGCUGUUGAAGACUGAGAAUAAAGACGGAGGCUUCUUGGUCCGGGACUCGAGCAAGGCCGGGAAAUACACAGUGUCUUUGUUUAGUAAGGGUGGUGGGGAAACUGGUGGGAGCUGCAGACAUUAUAACAUCUGCACGUCCCCACAGGGCCAGUUUUACCUGGCAGAGAAGCAUAAUUUCAACACCAUCCCAGAGCUCAUCAACUACCACCAGCACAAUGCAGCAGGGAUGGUGAGCAGGCUGAAAUACAUUGUGUCUAACCGGGCGCGGCCUCCAUCAACAGCAGGGCUUGGCUAUGGUGUGUGGGAGAUUGACCCCCGUUACCUCACCUUCAUCAAGGAGCUUGGCACUGGUCAGUUUGGAGUGGUGAAGUAUGGAAAGUGGCAGGGCCAGCAUGACGUUGCCAUUAAGAUGAUCAAAGAGGGCUCCAUGUCCGAAGAUGACUUCAUAGAAGAAGCCAAAAUCAUGAUGAAGCUCCGUCACGAAAACCUAGUCCAGCUGUACGGCGUGUGCACCAAACAAAGGCCCAUUUAUAUAGUGACAGAGUUCCUUUCCAAUGGCUGCCUACUGACGUACCUGAAGGAGGGCUUGAAGCAGCACCCAACAGCUGUCCAGCUCCUAGAGAUGUGUAAAGACGUCUCUGAGGGCAUGGCCUAUCUUGAGUCGAAGCAGUACAUCCACAGAGACCUGGCUGCCAGGAACUGUUUAGUAGAUGGCAAUGGCACCAUCAAAGUGACUGACUUUGGACUGUCAAGGUAUGUCUUAGAUGAUGAGUACACAAGCUCAGCAGGUUCCAAGUUUCCUGUUCGCUGGUCACCUCCUGAAGUUCUCCUCUACUGCAAAUUCAGCAGCAAGUCGGACAUAUGGGCAUAUGGGGUUCUUAUGUGGGAGGUGUACACUUUGGGAAAGCUUCCAUAUGAACGUCUUAACAACACGGAAAUAGUGGAACAGGUGUCCCGGGGCCUGCGCCUCUACCGCCCCCAGCUGGCCAAUGAAAAGGUCUACAACAUAAUGACAAGCUGCUGGUUUGAUAAAGCAGAUGAGAGACCUGCCUUUGAGGAGUUGGCUCUGACUGUUCAGGAUUUGCUGUAUGAGCUCCAAUAGAUAUCAAAAUAACUUAAUAAUAGAUAACAAAAUAACACAAUAACACACACACACACACACACACACACACACACACACACACACAGUGUAGCAUCUCCGUAUGUCCCUAGAAAGUUAACACAGUCAUUAAAAAAGUUGAACAUCGGAUUGCACAGCCACACUGAGAUCCUCUGUAAUGUGAAUAUGUGUCACUAUAACUCAAUUAUUAGAAUAGCUGCAUUUUUAGAAGUACCUACUGUCCUACAGACUAGCAAUUUCAAAUAUGUAUAUUUUAUUGGAGAUUGUUGUAUUCUGUGUAUUGUAUUAUGUGGAAUCAUUGUAAAAUGUAGACACAUUUGCAUGUGGAAACAAGCUUUGUGAGAAAAUAUCUAUUGCACAAAUAAAAGCCAAGUAUGCAGGGCUUUGAAGUGA
Messenger RNA from Micropterus salmoides (largemouth bass), 4192 nucleotides. It is a transcript of the gene btk, whose product is annotated as Bruton agammaglobulinemia tyrosine kinase. The transcript has 18 exons. The coding region runs from base 1871 to 3781 and encodes 636 amino acids. Lineage: Eukaryota; Metazoa; Chordata; Actinopteri; Centrarchiformes; Centrarchidae. Gene Ontology annotation, biological process: adaptive immune response; T cell receptor signaling pathway; intracellular signal transduction. The record is from RefSeq and is a predicted model, not a curated record. Gene Ontology annotation, molecular function: non-membrane spanning protein tyrosine kinase activity; protein binding; ATP binding.